UUUUGUUUCCGGUGCUGAAGCCUGGAGCCUAGCCCUACGCUCACAGCGCAUUUCACUGCGCAUAAUAAGUAAUCUGCGGUUAUCGCAGUAGCGCGGGCUCAACCGCCAAAAUGGCUCUAACGGUCGUCCAAAUGGAUGUCAAGCAUUAUUUUAGCAGAGAAGGAGAAUGCAGGCUUACCAGAUGAGCUUUCAAAUAAGCAAAAAGUUGGGCAAACAACCAACAACACAUCAAUAUUGAAAUCUUCGCAAAAGGAAAACUGCGAGCCUUGUGUAAGCCCUUCUUUAUCUCCGAAGAAAAACCCCAAGGUAAGCUUUAAAAACACACCAGUGCGCCAUCGCCCUGAGAGAUACAAGAUUGAAUUGCCUCAGUUGGACACAUGGGAGGAGAUCCGUUGUCUUGAUGAGGAGGAAAAUUGGACGGAGCGGACACAGGUGGUGACCAAGGAGGAUCAUCAAUUGCAUUUAGAGACUGCAAAAGAAUUCCUUGAAGAAAUUAUUAACAACCUUCCAAUAAAAAGAGAAGAAAACAACAAUACUGACACACAAAAAGCAAAUACACAGAUGGAGCAGCCAGAACAAGCAAAUAUUAACAAAUCCAAGUCCCCAGCGAGGAUAGCAAAACCCAUUAAAGGAGGCAUAAGAUCCCCACCAAUUCCAAAAGCCUUUGAGACGGAAUUCCCAGAACUUAGAGAUGAUGAUAACGAGGUUCAAAAUGUGCUCAACUCCCCUGGACCACUGGAUCCUGUUAUAGCUACAGUAGAGGCUUAUCUUAGCGCUGGGGAGGAUGACAUUCCUAGGCAGUUCUCACCCAUUGGCAGUGAGAGGACCUCUCCUGAAACAGCCAACAUGAUGAGCAGCCAGGAAGACCUUGAUAAACUUCUAAUCCAUGGUGAUGAGACAGAUAUUGGAGAUGUUCCACCUUUGAAAAUCCAUCACUCAGAACCUAAACCGGACAGUCACAAUGAUAAGGGCAUGGUCAAUCAUGACAGGAUUCCAAUCAAGGCAGUCCAAGACUCAACCCUAGAUACAGAACUCAAGGUAAAUGGUGAAGAAAAGGAGGAUGCUGAGUUUGAUUCACUUCCUGUGAAACCAAGAACGCCUAAAUCAGGUGCUACAGCGUCAAAUGCAGAAAAUGGGGAUUCAGAGUUUGAUGCGCUUUCAGUAAAGCCCAGAUCACCUAAAACAAUCACUACAUCAAGUGAAGAAAAGGAGGAUGCUGAGUUUGAUGCACUUCCUGUUACACCAAGAGUCCCAAAAUCUGGUGUUAAAAAUCCAGUGGCCAAGACAGGGAAAAGCCCUGACAAGGAGGAGAAGGAGAAAUUCAAAAAACCUCUUCCUCCAAAACCUUGGAAAAUGAAGAAAAAGAAAGUUCAGCAGGAGGAUGACACUGUUGUGAUCUUUGCUGGGGCAGAUAAGGCCCCGCCCACGGGGACACCUUCUGCCGAGACCCCUCCUGCUGAGCAUACUGAAGAUACUACCAGUGACAAGAGUGCAAUGAUGGGAGCCCCCUCUAGUAAACUCAAGGGUCAGCAAAGUGGUGUUGGUGCUACUGAGAUUCUCGAUGAUAACGUUGGAGGUUUAAAGACCGAGUCAAGCUUCCCAGAUGGUGACCAAGACUCUUUGGGUCUCGGAGAUGAUGACUUUAAGUCAGCUGCUGAUGCGUUUUCCCUAGAACUCGAUUACCUGGAAAAGUUUGGCAACUCUAGUGGCAUGGACAAGCUGUCUGCGCUUGCUCGCCAGUCGCUGUACGUCAAGUUUGACCCACUCGUGGGCGGAAGGACGGCCUCGCCAGCCAAAGAGGCCUUGAACAUGAAGGCAGAUGCCCUUAACUCGAAAGCCAUCCCAACCAUUGGGGGUGACUUGUUCCUGAUAGACACGCCUCCAUCCAGCAAAGGACAUGUAUCCCGGGGAACCGCAAAUGCGACCACCAAUAGCCCGGCCAGUGUAGACAAAUUACUGACGUUUAGCCCCUCAUCUAAGUCCAGCGUAGAGCAAGCAAAAACAGACGAUUCGGUACAGAAAAGCGAUGGAAAAUUACCACAAUCGCCGAAAAAGACGAAAGGAGCGGCAGACGAUGAGCUCCAUCUUGUGCAGCCCUUGUUAUUUGACAAAAGUGACAUCGAAGCUGCACUGAAAAAAGAAAGGGAAGCUUUACUAAAACAGGUACACGAGGAGUCGGCUAUCCGAGACAUGGAAAUCCAGGAGAUUUCCAAGAAGUGUCAGGCGUCGACGGACGAGAACGAGAAGCUACGGCGGGAGAACGAGGAGCUGAGGACGGUGAUGAACGAGUACGAGCGCACGAUGGCGGAAAUGAUAGAAAACGGCAAGAAAUCCCAAACAAUGUUCGACAACUCGAAAAGCGAGGUUAUCAAGGAACGUGAUCAGCUUCAAGCUGACCUAAACUCCGUCGAAGCCGCAUUCUCCGACCUCCACAGAAGAUACGACAAACUCAAAGGUGUCGUGGAAAACUUUAAAAAGAACGAAGAAAUUCUCAAGAAGGCGGCUCGAGAUUACCAAGAGAAGCUGAAAAAAUCCGAAGAGAAAUAUCAACUGCUCAAAAAACACGCGGAGGAGAAAAUCGAAACUGCUAACGUCGAGAUUAACCGUGUUCGCCGGUCGAACGACUCUGAGAUGGCAGUUAUGCGUGCAGCGCUCAAGAAGGAACAGACGAAGGUGGCAAGUCUCGAAACUAGCAUACAACAAAAGGUCGAAGAGAACAAAGAGCUGACUGCAAUCUGCGACGAGCUAAUCCAGAAUGCGAGUCAGCGCAAGUGAAUAAUGCGCCACUGAUUUGCGCACCCCAAGACGCACGCGGACCCCUCCGUCACGUUAUACUUGCUUAUACAAAAGAUUUACAGAGUAUCUGCUAUAUGAACGGUUAUGGACACAAGGCAAUUACUGCCGUGCAUUAAGUCAUGCGAAUUUAGGUAGAGUAGGACAAUUUAUGCAUAAGAAAAUAGAUAAAUAUUUGUCCAUGUGAAAUGGGUGCUUGAGUGCAUUUAGAGCUGUUCAGAGCAUUGUGGUAAACUGCACCAUAAUAACGAUCGCUUAAAUGUCCAUUGCACUUUUAUUGGGUCGGCAGGACCUUGUGUUUUCCAGAAGAGGAAAAGGGGGUUGGGUUUACAAGUAGAGGGGAAGUAUUCCAUAUUGAUCUUGGAUAAGAGGCGUAUCACAUAUGGGUCAUUGCCCUUCGUUUAUCCAGGUGGGAGGGUUAAGGAAAGAUCCAGUAGGUUUAAAAGCGCACGAAUCAGUCAUUUCUCGCGCACAGUACACGAUGCCAUCUUAUCCAUAGAUAAAUAUCCUGGAUUUGAUAAUUUAUGCAAAGUAUUGCAAAUGUUAAAACUCUACAAUUGAGUAUUUUCUAAUUGAGGAAAUCGCAGUAUUUUGGUAUUCUUAUGGAAUCUUGUAAGCUGUGAUUUGUUCGCUUUGUUUGCAUGGUCAUUUCAUAUUGGCCGCAUUGUAAAUAAGAUUACAUGAGUUUUCAGCCAUUGUAAGCGCCCCUACAUUAUCCGAAAUUGGAGUUUGUAGAUAUGAUAUCAUUAAAAACAUGAUUCGAA
Molecule: messenger RNA, 3557 nt
Organism: Nematostella vectensis (starlet sea anemone)
Lineage: Eukaryota; Metazoa; Cnidaria; Anthozoa; Actiniaria; Edwardsiidae
Product: transforming acidic coiled-coil-containing protein 3
Exons: 19
Coding region: 136-2775 (879 amino acids)
Biological process (GO): mitotic spindle organization; cell population proliferation
Cellular component (GO): cytoplasm
Source: RefSeq, a predicted model, not a curated record